Molecule: messenger RNA, 528 nt
Organism: Arctia plantaginis
Lineage: Eukaryota; Metazoa; Arthropoda; Insecta; Lepidoptera; Erebidae
Source: the annotation of a GenBank genome assembly
AUGAAUAACAAAAGAUUUGGAAGCACAAACACUCAUUGGACUGAACUGCAGCAGCUAGAUGCAGCAAACAAAAUAUCAAGAUGUAUAUUUUACUUAUAUGCUCACAGUAUGUUACACAAAUUAGACACUGUAUGGGAGAAAUUGACUGAUGGUUUAUCUGAAGAAGGAGGAGUGAAAGAAACUUGGAUCAUGCAGAGAAUUUUGGACGAGGAUGAUGUUAGUGGAGCAGACAAGAAUCUUACCAAUUUGUUUGACCGGUUGAGGUUAGAAGAGGACAGGUUGAAUGAAGUUCAGUCAACAAGUAUGACAUAUACACAUUUCAGAACAGUGUCCAUCCUAAAACAUAAAAAUGAGGCAGCUGCAAAAUUGGAAGUAAAUAUGAGCAAAUCAAGUGCUUACACUCCACAACAGAAUGGACGUAUUGAAAGAGGAAUGAGAACCACCGUCGAGGCUGCAGGAACAGUCAUACAUUCUCGAAGCCUAAAUGAAAAUUUGUGGGGUGAAGUAAUAUGCUGUGUUCACAAUUAA